Molecule: messenger RNA, 985 nt
Organism: Setaria italica (foxtail millet)
Lineage: Eukaryota; Viridiplantae; Streptophyta; Magnoliopsida; Poales; Poaceae
Exons: 3
Coding region: 67-396 (109 amino acids)
Source: RefSeq, a predicted model, not a curated record
CAAACCAGCAGUUGCUUUCCCCACCUACUGUAGCCGCCGGAGCCCGGAUUCCCCGCCGACCUCCCAAUGACGUCGCCGGCCGCCGCGGCCCAGCACCCACGGGUGCUGCUGCGCUUCACCCACAACACCCUGCGCAUCCCCGAGGAGCUCGCCGCGGAGAUCGGCGCCGACCGGAGGCAGGGCCAGGCCCUGGCCCCUCGGGGUCGAGUGGGACGGCGAGGGCGCGUUCCUGGGCGGCGGGUGGCGCGAGUUCGCCGCCGCGUGCGGAGUCGAACCCGGGUGGCUCUAGGUCCUCCGCCACCGCGGCUGCGGCGUCCUCACCCUCAAGGCCUGCGACGAGGACUGCUGCCUCAGGGAGCUCGAGCUUGUCGCUCAACCACCUGCAGGCGCAGCUGAAGCAACCACUAGCAGCUGGGACACUGCCCAUAAGCCGCAGUUCCUCAGAGUGUUUCCAAAAGAUUUCAUGGGAAAGAUGGUUUGCAGACUGUGGCUACUAAUUUGCUUUUUCUCGCUUUGUUUUCUAUUAUUGGAAUGGCCUGACUUUCCUCUUUUAAUGUGUUCCUGCAGCUAAUACCUGCCAAAUUUGUGCAAUGGUACAUCCCCAAAGAGCACUUGUUGGAUAACCAUAUGGCCAUUGUUUCCGGCCCCCUUGGCAAAGUUUCUCACGUUGAGCUUCAGAUGAGUCAGUCAGAGGUGUUCUUUGGAGGUGGCUGGUCACAGUUUCUUGUGCUUCAUGAUAUCACUGAAUCUAAUGCAUUGCUGUUGAGGUACGAGGGCAAUAUGGUGUUUACUGUCAAAGUCUUUGAGCCCGACGGAUGCCAGAGAGAGUCCAAAUACAAGGACAUCAAAAUGCAACAAAGUGAGCAAAAGAUGAAUAAGUUUUUGGAUAUUUUUAAUUUGGAUCGUCUAUACUCUAUACAACGCAUGAAUGUUUUGGAGGCUUCCAGUUCCAACACUUGUCAUAAUGGCAUUGCUGCCAUCAAAC